AUGUGGGCGAUAUCCAAGCUGAAGAGUGAGGUCUCCUGGACCAAGCCCAAGGUCUCAGACUUUAGGGACUUGCUAGGAGUAUCUGUUCAUUCGAUCCUUGUGACAGAUCAUGGGGUACUGCUAGAAGAAGACCAGAAGACUGAAGAAGCAGAGAAAAAAUACAAACAAUGUCUUGAGAUCAAUUCAACACAUAAGGCAGCCAGAGAUGCUCUUAGUGCUCUUGAUAGGAAACUUGGACGAGUACCAGAAACUGAAGAAGUUCAGACUGUUCUUCGUGAUCUUGUAGACAUGGAAAACGAAUUCAAGAGGAAACGAAAUGACUCUGAAAGUAGCACCAAAAGCUCUCGACCAAGAUCGCUAUCACCUUUGUCCAAGAAAAUGGCCCAGCAAGAGGGUCAGUGGCAGCCUCCCCCAAACAUUAACACAACUUCAUCAUAUCUGAGUAAUACAUCUGUAUCCAGUAUAGGAGUUGGUGUACCUGGUCAAGAUUAUACCUAUUCUGUGGCUAAUUGGCAGUCAUCAACAGUGGCACCAAAUGUUGGUAUGGUGGGAAGUGUACCAGCAUGUUAUGUUCCUCCACCCACAGCUUACCAGCAUUUCCCUGUGCAAGGUAGUUCAGGUGUUCCAUGUUCAAAUCGCGAAGAUGAGGAAUAUAAGGCUCGUGUAGAAAAGUUCCUGAAGGAUAUUGAGGGAUCCAGGCCUAUUGAAAAGAAGGAGCGAAGUAAAAAGAGAUAUAGAAAAGAAAGUGAAUCCAGAAGCCGGCAGAAGCACAGUAGAGAAGCACGCAAGAAGAAGAAGAGCAAUAAAUCCAACAGUAGCUACAGUGGAAGCAGUAGUAGCAGCAGAAGCAGGAGUAGUAGCAGCACUACCAGUAGUAGUGACACAAGUAGCAGCCAUAGCUACAGCAGUCACAGUAGCAAGAGUAACAGCAAAAGUAAAAGCAGCAGCAAGAAACAUAAGCAUAAAAAGAGUCAGAAGAAGAAGAAGGAAAAAAAGUCAAGCAAAGUGGAAAAGCCAUCAAAAAGGGAACAUAAAAAAUCAGAGAGCUCAAGUGUGAAAACGUCAGAUGUUUCAAAAGUGGAAGAAGAGGCAAUUCCUGGACUGGACAGUUUGGAAGAGAAGCUGUCUGCUUACUUUAAAAAAGUAGAGGCCAGUCAAAGGGAAGAUUCUUCAAAAGACUCUGAAAUUCAGAAUGAAAAUGAAAUGAAGAAUUACAAACAAGGUAUCUGCAUGUCUUUAAAACCACAUCAGAUUUCUGUGUCAACAUCCUCAUUCAAGAAGGUGCAUCCAGCUUUUAGAGAAAGUGAUGAGGAUCUUGAUGAAAAUGCUUCUCAUGUCAUUGACAUGGCAAGAAAAUGUGGUAAGUUUGAAAAGCUGCAGCUUUCCUUGAAAACUUCAAAGUCUAAUUUAGAAAUGAGUGAAAUAAUGCCUGCUGAUAGUAAGGAAAGAUCAAGGUCUCCAAAGGGAAGAACAUCUUACUCCAAGGCAAGAUCACACAAGUCUUUUUCAAGGUCAAGAAGUAGAUCACAGUCGAGUACAAGGAGCAGCAAGAAAUCACCCGACAGGCGCAGCAGAGGAAGGACUCGUACAAAAUCCAAAUCACCACCUUACCAUUAUGAACAUGUUGACUGCCAUAGAAAAUACAAAGUGAAGUCCACAAGGGAAAAUCAGUCACUAGAUCGAGGGAAAUUUAAUAACCAGAAUUCUUCUGGUUUUGGCCAUUUAAUGCCCCAUGACUUUGAAAAAAAGAUAGAGGCAGCUAAAUCUAGGUUAGGUGCUGAAAUUGAUUAUGAAGUAGUUGAAAAUACAUUUAAUAAAUCCAGACCCAGAAGGUGGAAUACUAACUCUUCAGGUUCACCACCAUAUUCAAAGUUCUCACGUACCAAGACCCCAAAUAGAUGGGAUUCAUCUCACUCGAGGACAUCCGGUAAAUGGGAUAAUGCUAGACCGAAAACUCCAAGUAGAUGGGAUUCUUCAAGGCCAAAGACCCCAAGCAGAUGGGAUUCCUCAAGGCCAAAGACCCCAAGUAGAUGGGAUUCCUCAAGGCCAAAGACCCCAAGCAGAUGGGACUCUUCAAGACCAAAGACCCCAAGCAGAUGGGAUUCCUCAAGGCCAAAGACCCCAAGCAAAUGGGACUCUUCAAGGCCAAAAACCCCAAACAAAUGGGACUCUUCAAGGCCAAAGACCCCAAGUAGGUGGGGUUCUUCAAGGCCAAAGACCCCAAGUAGGUGGGAAUCUCAGAAGACAAGAUGGUAUUCAUCUUGGUCAAGGUCACCAAGUAGGCAGGAGGCUGUCUCUCCAGAUAGAUGGGAAUCUUCAUUGCCUUCUAAAUCUAACAAAAGUCCCAGUUCGGUGCAAAGAUCUCCAGAGAGAAAAAACGAGAGCAAAAGUCCAGAUAGGUCUGCAAGGUUUGGCAAAUGGGAUGAGGAGAAUGGAAGAACUGAUGAUCCUAAAAUUGGGAACACACUUAAGGAGAUGGAAAGUUUUGUAGAAACAGCUAAGCAGAAAAAGUUAGAAGCUAUGAAAGAAAGAAAUAAAGAAUUUCUCAAACCAUCUGUUGACUAGGAUUUUGUAAGCACAGGGAAUAACUGAAUAAGAAUUUCAGUUGUAUUUUAGUCAUUUGUGACAGUGUUAUCAAUAAGGAUUUCAAAUAUAUUCUGAUAACUUGAUUAAUUAUUGAUAUGUUGAAUAUUUCCUUGAAAACAGGUUGUCAAAUAAAUGUGUACAUUAUUA
Messenger RNA from Penaeus vannamei (Pacific white shrimp), 2733 nucleotides. Lineage: Eukaryota; Metazoa; Arthropoda; Malacostraca; Decapoda; Penaeidae. The record is from RefSeq and is a predicted model, not a curated record.